CGUGCCUUAUGCCCAGACCCACGUCAGCGAGUCGGUCCUGUCUUGCCGACCGAUGCGAGUCCCAGUCGAAGAGAAAGAGAGGAGAACAACACCACCACCACAAGCAAAGCACCACACAACUUACCUAGUCCCAAGCAACAGGAAGAACAAGCAGCGUCGGCCAAGUUCCAUCGGCCAACCACGGGCGCCUGGCAUUUGCACUAAAUCUUGAUUGUCCUUGAGCUACCUUACCUACCUACCUAGGUAGGUACCAAUAGGUACCUGCCUCCUUACCUUGCCUUAAUUACUCUUCUCCAGAGCUACUUUUGCCUACCACUUCCCGUUUCCCACCCGCAGAUCCUCAUGGCUGGCUACGGCAAUUUGCACUUCACAUCCUAGGACGACGAACCUAUCCUCCCAGUCAGUUUUCUGGUGCUUUCUGUUACCAUAUCCUUUGCGCCGUCCAGAUGAUACCGCAUCCCACGCGAGCCCAUCCAUCCACCGCGCUUGGAUGCCAGGCGACCGACCCCAUUCGCUCCGUCGUCAUCGCCAACGUCACCGAACUAGCACUGUUUGCUUGCGCUGCCUCGAGUGGAGGCGAACAAGAAAAUUAGCUUGUGAUACAGACGGCCGCGACCGAUCGAAAUCCACCCCCCAUCUACUCUUCGCCCUUUUCCUUUCCGACGUAUCCAAUUCCUCCCCAGCGUCCACCCGGCCAUGACGAUAGCCCCUGUGCUCGUCGCCGCCGAGCCUGCGGCGCGCCCGGACGACGGCAAGGACCUGCAGAACUGGUCCUCGCUCAUCGGCAUCAUCACCGCCAUCGUCGGCAACGUCCUCAUCGCUUUAGCCCUCAACGUCCAGCGCUACGCACACCUUCGACUUCACCGAGAGCGCAUCCGGGUCCGCCGGCGAGCGAAAGAAGCCCUGAAACAUGCGCCGCGCGGGGGCCAGACGGGACCCUACGGCUCUGUUGGCCGAGGAGGAGCCGGGGACAUGGACGAGAGCCAUGAUAACGACAAUAGGAACCGUCAUGCAGACCACGAUGCCGGAGAAUCUCAGCCCCUAACGAGAUCCUUCCGCUCCGAAGAUUCCGCCGGUUCUGACUACUCUGGCGAUGAAGACAACGACAAGGGCCCCUCGACGUACCUCCAGUCGCCGUACUGGUGGGCUGGCCAGAUCCUGAUAACUCUUGGCGAGCUGGGCAACUUCCUGGCUUACGGUUUCGCACCCGCGUCCAUCGUAUCACCCCUGGGAGUUGUCGCCCUGAUAUCCAAUUGCGUCAUUGCGCCGAUAGUGUUCAAGGAGAAGUUCAGGCAGCGCGACUUUUGGGGUGUCAUUAUCGCCGUCGCCGGCGUCGUCGUUGUCGUUCUAAGCGCCAAGCAGGAGGAGACGAAGCUCGACCCCGACGAUGUAUGGGACGCAAUCACGACCUUGGCCUUCGAGAUAUACCUGGCUGUGACGAUAUCUUUGAUUAUCAUCCUCAUGUGGGCGAGCCCAAAGUACGGCCAUCGCACCAUAUUGAUCGACUUGGGCCUGGUGGGACUCUUUGGUGGCUUCACCGCCCUGUCUACCAAGGGCGUGUCCUCGAUAUUGUCGACGACCCUCCUGGGUGCAUUCAAGACCCCUGUUGCAUGGGCGUUGCUCUUCGUCCUCCUCUUUACCGCGGUCAUGCAGGUGCGCUACGUCAACAAGGCCCUGCAGAGGUUCAGCUCGACGCAGGUCAUUCCUAUCCAGUUUGUUCUGUUCACUCUCUGUGUCAUCAUCGGCAGUGCCAUCUUGUAUCGCGAUUUUGAGAGGACGUCUGCCGAACAGGCUGGCAAGUUUAUCGGAGGUUGUUUGCUCACCUUUUUUGGCGUCUUCCUCAUUACUAGUGGUCGAGUCGAGGAAGACAUGGAGGACGGCAUGUCCGACGUGGACGGCGUGGAGGAGACCAUCGGCUUAGCAGAGCAAGAUGGAUACAGCCCAACACAGCCGCUGGCGCCUUCAUCCACCUCUAUCCAAUCCUCGACAUCGCGCCGCUCCUCUCGAGCUUCCAACGGAGGGCAUGCAAAUAACGGAUCCAAACCGUUCAGUAUGCAGCACGAUUCUGGGAUCCCCACACUCCGCGUCCCCGCGUCCGCGUCAACGGGCAACAUUACCGGCGCGGACGUGGAGCCACUGUUGGCCAACCCGUGGAGUAACUCCGCAGACGAGGUUCUCCCUCCGCCUGGCACGAGGACGAUUUCCGACGAGUCUAUUCACACCUUCCCCGGGCUCGGCUUCUCGCCAUCAGAACCCACGACGCCGUACUACGACGGCCAGUUACAGCCAAAGUACCCUACAGAUAACAGACCAGUCACACCCCGUGCAGCAUUACCGAACCGGCCCCAUAGCCAUCAAUACCCUGGCCCCCUCUUCUCUCCGUCCCCUCUAUCGUCUACGGUCAGCGCCGUGGUCAAGGACACUCUUCUCAGGAACGCGGAAAGUCCGCUACUGCGCCGGCCCUCCGUGCGGAGGUUACGCUCCAGCAUCCGGGCCAGUCUUUUCAUGCCAGAAAACAGCGAGGGCGCGGAUGUCGAUGCCGAGAGACGGGACCUGAUGAGCCGGGGGGAUGACUACACUGACGGAGGCGUCGCUGAGCGUAGUCGGACCGCGGGUGAGGGAGCGUCCAGAGAACCCCAUACGGGAAGACCGCGGAGUCUAAGCGAUACGCUUAGUGGUUUCUUCAAAUCGAAACGGAACAGGAAGGACGCCAAUACGGACCCUGAAGAAGGCGUAUGAACGAAGAGGUGGAAACGGGUUUUCUGACAAAGAAGAGACCCUUUUGAUCCGGGAGGGUGGGAAGGCGGCUUGGGUAGGCAUUGUCACAUCUUUCCCAGCAUUGCAUAUUGGCGUUCCUGGUAGAAGGAAGCCCUGGAAUCGGCUGUCAUUGGGUUUUCAUCCACUCAACAAUCAUAAAUGUUCAUCGUUUUGGGGUGGGGGAGGCGCAGGGAUAGGAUACUGGAACGUUGUUUUGAUUUUCACCUGUAUAUAGACUUUCCCCCUCGCUUGUCUCCCUCCUCCCAUCCCAACUAUAUACUUGGGAUCUGGGUCACGAAUACAAUGGGCUCUACUUCGACAUGGUUACACGAUGUGCCUUUCAAUUACUCGUAUGCACUCGCUGACGGAGACAGUCGGCUGACCAGUAUCGCAUUACCUUGCAAACAGGCACGAAGAUGAGACCGGGAUUCUUGACAGACUACGUAAUGUUGUGGAUAUCAAGUGAAAUUCGAUGCUUUUGGAUAACCCUCGGUGAUGCACUGAGCCCAUAAUUACACCCCUCGCACAUGUCUUCUCUCUUCACCUGACCUACACCUA
This is a messenger RNA of Colletotrichum destructivum, 3315 nucleotides long. Its product is annotated as Putative magnesium transporter NIPA. The record is from RefSeq and is a predicted model, not a curated record. Gene Ontology annotation, cellular component: membrane. Bases 697 to 2739 code for a protein of 680 amino acids. Gene Ontology annotation, biological process: magnesium ion transport. NCBI's taxonomy places the organism in Eukaryota, Fungi, Ascomycota, Sordariomycetes, Glomerellales, Glomerellaceae. Gene Ontology annotation, molecular function: magnesium ion transmembrane transporter activity. The transcript has 2 exons.